GUCCUCUGAGUUGAACGGCUCUUGGAAUUGCUGAAACUGGUCUGUAAGAUCGUGGUCACGGAAGAUACAGCAACAUAUUAAGCAUAAGUAGCUCACAGAAAAAAGUAUGAGUAAAUGUUYUACAGCUCCAAAGGCAAGUGAAGAAAUGUCUGGACAACCUCCACCUGGACAGUAUCCUCCUCCAGGACAGUACCCACCGCCUGGACAAUACCCACCCCCUGGAGGGUAUUAUCCACCUCCAGGAACCUACCCUCCACCUGGACAGCCAGGAGGGUACUACCCACCAGCACCAGGGUACGGACCACCCUCAGGGGGGUUACCAACUGGCCUUCCUCCUGGUGUGCCAGGGGUUGCACCUCCAAACCAUCCACUAGCAGGCUACCAACCUCCUCCUGGAUACACACCACCCCAAGGGGGAUACCCAGGUGCACCUGGCCAGUAUCCUGCACCAGCAGCAGGAGGGUACUACCCCCCACCUGGACAGCCUGGUCAGUACCCCUCCCAAGGCCCAGGAGGCUACCCUGGUGGAAUGCCUGGUUCUUAUCCUGCUGCACCAACUUCUAAGGGAUCAGAGAGUGAUAGUGACCCAGACGAUUAUGGUCCAAGAACUAUAGAGGAAAAGAAACCAGUGACUGUGAAAUUUGUGAACAGAUCUGGCAAGAAGGUGAUUCUGUUCAAGAUUGACAAGAAAGGACGACAAAAGAAGAUUAGAAAAAUGAAAGACGGCAAGUCAGAGACAGUGGAGACAUAUGAAACCACUGCUUUUAUUGCAUUCAAUUUGAAAGAUGAUACGGAAGUUAUGGUAAUAGGGGACAAUGCUGUCUACUUUGCCUCACAAUCUCACAGUCAAGUGGAUAUAAGACGAGAGCCAGCUGACUUUAGCAAGCUCAAGUCCAAGACAAAUGCCACUGCUCCAGUGCAAGUGAAAUUUAUCAACAGGUCAAAAAAGAAGGUCAGACUGGAAUGGAUGAACACCAAUGGCCACCGAGAGAGCAAAAAAGAACUGAAGCCAGGACGUUGUUGGCGGGUUGACACCAUGGAAGGCCAUUGCUGGGUCGCUUCAAAUCCAAGAGAUGAGGAUGAGAUUAUGAUGUUGAAUUAUGGAUGGUUCUACUGGCCAAGGAGAAGUGGGAACCAGAAAGAGAGGGUUGUGAUCACAGAGGACUAUUGGGAAUUCAGCAGCAGCAGUAGUAGCAGCAGCAGCAGCAGUAGUGAUGAAGAAUAAACAAGCACCAAGUGGUUAUCUCUAAUGGAUAAGACAAACUCCGAAGAUACUAAUAAUAAUCUUCGCAGAAUAGAAUUACCGAACUUACCAUUUAUAUUGUUUGACAUUCACAAUUAUUAAUUUCUUCGAAUACACAACUUCUAGCAAUAAAAUAUUUACAAACUUUCUGCUUUAA
Molecule: messenger RNA, 1400 nt
Organism: Actinia tenebrosa (Australian red waratah sea anemone)
Lineage: Eukaryota; Metazoa; Cnidaria; Anthozoa; Actiniaria; Actiniidae
Source: RefSeq, a predicted model, not a curated record